UCAAGGACGAUGGUCUUCUAGUUGAAAAGUUCCAGAAUAAAUUCCAAGAUGUUGUCCAUUUCGUCAGUUUAUCAGCCUUUUUGUCAGCGUCAAUUGGUGCAGGCAUUGUCUGUUGGUGCUAGGUUAUAUUCCAGUAAGAAACCUAUUGAUACCGAAUGGGCUGAAGGAGCAAAGAAGGAACUAAAAGGCAAGGAUGUGGAAGAAACUUUAACUUGGAAAACUCAUGAAGGUAUUGAAAUCAAGCCAGUCUAUACUCAAGAUGACACGUCACACAUGCCUAAAGAAAUACCAGGGAAAUACCCCUAUACUAGAGGACCUUAUUCUACCAUGUAUACACACAGACCCUGGACUAUUAGACAGUAUGCAGGAUUUAGUACAGUAGAAGAAAGUAACAAGUUUUAUAGAGAAAAUAUAGCAGCUGGUCAACAAGGUCUUAGUGUAGCUUUUGAUCUGGCUACACAUCGUGGCUAUGAUUCUGACAAUCAAAGAGUAUUAGGUGAUGUAGGAAUGGCUGGAGUAGCUAUAGAUUCAGUAGAAGAUACUAACAUAUUGUUUGAUGGUAUACCACUUAAUAAGAUCUCUACAUCAAUGACAAUGAAUGGAGCUGUUCUACCCAUCAUGGCUAUGUAUAUUGUCUCUGCUGAGGAACAGGGAGCCAAACAAUCAGAACUAGCUGGAACCAUACAGAAUGACAUCCUGAAAGAGUUUAUGGUCAGAAAUACCUACAUCUUUCCACCAGAACCUUCCAUGAAAAUUAUUGGGGAUAUUUUUUCAUAUACAGCCAAGAAUAUGCCCAAGUUUAACUCUAUAUCAAUAUCUGGUUAUCACAUGCAGGAGGCGGGAGCAGACGCUGUGUUGGAACUAGCUUUUACCAUAGCAGACGGUUUACAGUAUAUUAGAACAGGUUUAGAGAGUGGUUUAGAUAUUGAUAAAUUUGCUCCUAGAUUGUCUUUCUUCUGGGGUAUUGGUAUGACUUUUUAUAUGGAAAUCGCGAAGUUACGAGCAGCCAGAAAGUUAUGGGCGGAGCUAGUGAAAGAGAAAUUUAAACCAACCAAUAAAAAGUCUCUAUUAUUACGGGCACAUUGUCAAACAUCAGGAUGGUCUUUAACAGAACAGGAUCCAUAUAAUAACAUAAUAAGAACAGCCAUUGAGGGAAUGGCAGCAGUAUUUGGUGGAACUCAGUCUCUCCAUACUAAUUCCUUUGACGAAGCUCUUGGCUUACCAACUAAAUUCAGCGCCAGAAUUGCCAGGAACACUCAGAUUAUUUUACAAGAGGAAUCAGGUGUUGCUAAGGUAGCAGAUCCAUGGGGAGGUUCUCAUAUGAUGGAAUGUUUAACAGAUGAUAUUUACCAAGCAGCCAAAACCCUGAUAAAUGAGAUUGAAGAAAUGGGUGGAAUGGCCAAGGCAGUGGCAUCAGGAAUGCCUAAACUAAGAAUAGAGGAAUGUGCUGCUAGAAGACAGGCUAGAAUAGACAGUGGACAAGAGGUGAUAGUAGGUGUCAAUAAAUACAGGUUAAAAGAUCAAGAAUCAGUAGAUGUAUUAGUAGUAGAUAAUACAGCAGUUAGAGAAUCUCAGAUAGCUAGAUUAAAACAACUACGUGAAAACAGAGACAGUAAUAAGGUAGAACAAGUGUUAUCAGCUAUCACUGAAUGUUGUAAGACUGACAAAGGUAACCUAUUAGAGUUAAGUAUAGAAGCUGCAAGAGCAAGAUGUACAGUAGGGGAAAUAACUGAUGCUAUGGAAAAGGUAUUUAACCGUCAUACAGCCACAGGAAGAUUGGUGAGUGGAGCCUAUAAAACAGAGUUUGGUGAUAAAGAUGAAAUAGCUAAAGUUUCUAAAAGAAUUGAGAAAUUUAUUGAGCAUGAAGGCAGACGUCCAAGAAUAUUGGUAGCUAAGGUUGGUCAAGAUGGACACGAUCGUGGAGGUAAAGUUAUAGCUACUGGUUUUGCUGAUGUUGGUUUUGAUGUUGAUAUUGGACCACUAUUUGCUACACCUAAAGAAGCAGCCCAGCAGGCUGUAGAUGCUGAUGUUCAUGUUGUUGGAGUGAGUUCUCUAGCUGCUGGACAUAAAUCACUGAUUCCACAACUUGUACAGGAAUUAAAGAACAUGGGCAGAUCAGAUAUUCUAGUUGUAGCUGGAGGAGUUAUCCCACCACAGGAUUACGACUUCCUGUAUAAAGCAGGCUGUUCAGCUAUAUUUGGUCCAGGUACAAGAAUUCCAGAUGCAGCAUUACAUGUGAUAGAUAUAUUAGAAUCUAAUAAUAAAUCACCUAAAUCACAAUCAAGUUGA
Lottia gigantea (owl limpet) is the source of this 2289-nucleotide messenger RNA. RefSeq lists its product as hypothetical. The coding region runs from base 49 to 2289 and encodes 746 amino acids. The record is from RefSeq and is a predicted model, not a curated record. Gene Ontology annotation, molecular function: cobalamin binding; metal ion binding; methylmalonyl-CoA mutase activity. NCBI's taxonomy places the organism in Eukaryota, Metazoa, Mollusca, Gastropoda, Lottiidae. Gene Ontology annotation, cellular component: mitochondrion. The transcript has 19 exons.